Molecule: messenger RNA, 1896 nt
Organism: Aspergillus niger
Lineage: Eukaryota; Fungi; Ascomycota; Eurotiomycetes; Eurotiales; Aspergillaceae
Exons: 2
Coding region: 1-1896 (631 amino acids)
Source: RefSeq, a predicted model, not a curated record
AUGAGCGCCUUCCUAUUCUAUAGACCCAACUCGAACCCCAAUCGAUACUCCAGAAGAGAGCGAUUUAGCCCGCGAUGUACCAAGUCUACUCCCAGCGCUCAUACAAUUAUACCUCAGCCGUCCAUCAAAGUAACGGCCAGCCCUGUUAUGGAACCGUACAACCUUUCCGACAGGAACAACCUCGAUCUAUGCUGUAGAGAUAACGGUAUGUCAACAUGCCUAGACAUUCAAUGCAACGCGCUGAUCGCUCAUCCAGCUCAUUGCCCGCAGGUCCAGCCUACCAACGAUAGUUGCAGCGCGACAUCUGAUAAGGACCGCACUUCAUUUCAUGGCCCAUUUCCUGGGCCACAAAUAGGUCGCGAGCUUGUUGGGACAGCAAUGGCUGACAACGGUCACGACGAUGCUGCUUCCAUCUCGAAUCAGUCAACUAUCGAACGAAACACUUCAGGGCGCAACUCCCUGGAUGAACCAGCAUUGGCUCCAGCAUCCGUGGAUAGAGACAUUGAUCACGUGUCAUUUUGUCAACAGUCUCGAGAAGCCCCCCCAACCCCCGAACGGCAGUGCUUCUCCCCUUCUUCAGACCAGGCGCAUGCGCGACACACUUUAGAAGGUAUUUCUAAGAACAAUGACUUCCAGCCUGGAAUACCGCUUACCCUAGCGGAGUUCGCGCCUCCAAACGCCGUCAACCGAUCGUCACUGGAAGAUUGGGGCUUCCAUGAUGAAACUCUACAAUGCAGAAAUAGCCUACAUCAAGAUCGUUUUAUGCUUGAGGCGGAUAAUUUCCACCUCCACGACAUCACUGCUUCUGACUUCCAUUCUCCGAGAAGUGACCGGCACGGAUCAGAACUAUUCCCCUUACAUGAGAGUCCCGGCUUAACCGAUGCACCUUUUCUAAAUGAUCAGGGCCAUGGUAUUGAUGACGAAUAUUUAGAUCCCAGCCCGCAUCGACCGGUAACGCCGGUCAGGUCUAUGUCCGAAGUAUCUGAUAAGGAUCAUUGCACUGCCACUGACGAUGAUGAAGACGUUCUUGAUCCAUUGGAUGACACUCAUGAGGACUAUACUACAUCGGCUGAUGCACAAUCACUCCCGAGCCCUGGAAGAUAUGGGGAACGUGCUUUUGGCGGGAGGCGUGACGAAGGAUCAUCCAAACUCAGUCCUAAUGCAGAGUCGCAUUUCUCACACAAGACGAAGGGUAUAGACCCUGCGAUUGAUACCGCCAGGGAAGGCGAUCGCCCAAUAUCCAUGUCUAAAUCCCCAACUUCGACCGAGUCGGAGAAGAAAUAUGUGGAAUUUUCACACGUUGAGAUAUCGACCACUUCACCACGAACACUGCAACCUCGUAUUCCAUUUACCAAAGGGCAUGUUGUUGACCAGACAUGUUGCCAUGCCCCACUGAGCCGAGGGCCGUGGCGCUUAGAUGGGAAUAUACUGUCCAUCGACAUCAGAGAAGCCCAACGUAUUCCCAUUCGUGCUGGGACUUCUACAGUUCGAGUGCUAGAUGGCCAGCUGUUUCAGACUAUAACAAUGAGCCUUGGGGCGGUUGAUACAACAUCCAAGCCGGCAAAUUUUCCCAGAGUCACCAGGAAGAGGGGUGUCUCUGCAGCUAGAGGCCGACUUACCUCUGAGAGAAAACGAUAUCUCGUACGGUUGAGAGAUACGGGAUACUCGUGGAACCAAAUAAGCGCCAAAUUUCCUGGCAGAAAGAAGGAAAACCUCCAGGCAGCUUAUUAUAGAGAACUAAAGGGCUUGCAAACUCAGGUCUCCCAACCUUUGGAGCGCACUUCCAGCUCACAUACUAGAUCGAAGGGAUCAGGCAAUUCCGAGAGUCCAAAACCAUGUCAGGUGAAGAGGACAAGAUGUUCACGCUACAAUCUCCGACGUAGGAGCGAUCGUUGA